AUGGACGCCAGCGCUGCAUCAUCAUCGGCUCAGCCGGCGGAGCUUCCGCUGCCCAACGGCCAGCAGAGCGAGCGCCAGCCGCUGGCGCUCGGGCUGCACGUCCCCACCUCGGUCCUCUCGUUUUCCCCGUCGACCGCCCAGGCCCCGUCGCCGCCGCUAGGGACCAAUGCUCACCGCCGCUCGCACGUCCAGCCCCCAGGCGGGGCGCUACCGACGCUCAUCGAGGCUUCUCACGCCAACGCACUCCACGCCGCCACGGGACCUUCGCCUGCCGCGCUGGGCCUCGACGCUGAUCUGGAUGCUGCUUCAGCGGCGGCGCUCGCCGGCCUCGGCCCGGUGCAGAGGACGCUGUCGCUCUCGAGGUCGCAGGGCUACGACCUCCUAGUGCUGGAGCUGGCCAACGAGAGGUGGAAGGAGCGCUGGGAGCGUCUGUGCCUCGCCGACCCCAACCAGGCCUCGCCGAGGGCGCCCGUCUCGAUCGCUAUUGGCUCGCCCUCGAACGUGUCGGCGUGGGGCAACGGCGGCACCGCCAUUCACGAUCGCGGCAUGGCGCGCAGCAGCAGCCGGCACGGGCUCGCAUCGGGGAUGGGCCCGGGCAAGCUGGCGCCUUCGCCUGGAUUCCGGCCGGCUGAGGCGACGUUUAUGGACACGGCGCGCGAGGCCGAAGAGUGGCGGCGUGCUCCCGCGUUCCGGAGGGGCGAGGUGACCGUCACCAAGCUCGAGGAGACCGAGGGCCUCGUGGCGCUGGCGAGCCCGUGGAUCGAGCUCGACUCGCUCGACGAGGGCGUCCGCCUCGACUCGGAGAUUGCGCUGCGGCAGGAGCUGGCGUACGCCGCCUACCUGGGCAUCUCCAACGUCGUCCUGCCUCCGCCCUCGAGCGAACCGGCGCGGCGCCCCUUUCUGCCCGACUACGCCCGCGCCAUCAACUCGUGCCUCUCUAGCGGCGGCACCGAGGCGGCGCCGGCGGGGCAGUGGAUGAACCUGUCGAUCAAGCUGCCCAUCUCGUCGCCCUACGGCCUGGCCAAGGUGCUGGCCGCCCAGGCAUCCAGGGGCCACGGCCUCGGCGCGUCCGGAUCCGCAGCUUCCAAUGUGUCUGCGGCCGCACCUUCGGCGGCCGCUGCCCUGCUGCGCGCCGACGACGACUGGGCGUGGGAGACGUGGGAGCACGUCCGGCAGCUCUGCUCGUACAGCACCCGCCUUCACGUCGCCCUCGACUUUGGCUACCCGCUCCCCUCGCCCAAUGUGCUCGGUCGCUGGAUCGCCGAGCCCGUCAGCAUGCUCUGGCUGCCCAGCGUCGCCUACCUCGCCAACGCCAAGGGCUUCCCCGUGCUGUCCAAGGCGUCGCAGACGUUUAUCAAGUCGCUCAUCAAAAAGGCGCCCACCGUCAUCCUCUCGGGCGUCCAGACGCCUCCGCCCACCCACACCCGCGGCGGACCGCUGGCGUACAUGCAGUACGUCAAGCACAUGGAGAAGACGGCGCCGCCAGAGAGCGCCGUCGACGCGUUCGCUCGCGGCUACACCGACUGGCUCCAGGCACCCCUGCAGCCGCUGAUGGACAACCUCGAGGGCACCACGUACGAGGUCUUUGAGCGCGACCCGGUCAAGUACGCCCUGUACGAGGAGGCCGUCUACAAGGCGCUCCUCGACAAGCCCGCGGGAUCCACGACGUCGAUCUGGGUCUGCGGCGCCGGGCGCGGACCGCUCGUCGACCGCUGCCUCAACGCUUCUCGCCGCGCAGGGCGGGCCGUCCGCAUGACGGCCCUCGAAAAGAACCCAAACGCCCUCGUGACGCUCCAGGAGAGGCAGGCCCUCGACUGGGGCGACCUCGUCGACGUCCGCUACGGCGACAUGCGCACCCAUCCCGUGCCCCACAGCCUCCACGAGCGGCCCGACAUUGUCGUCAGCGAGCUCCUCGGCAGCUUCGGAGACAAUGAGCUCAGCCCGGAAUGCCUCGACGGCGCCAUGCGCUUCCUCAAACCCGACGGCAUCUCGAUCCCCUCUUCGUACACGGCCUACCUCUCGCCGCUGACGUCGUCGAAGCUGCACACCGAGGUCAUGUCCGGCUCCGCCUCGUCGUCUGGCCAGGCGCUCCGAAAGGCCGCCGAGACGCCCUACGUCGUCCUGUUCCAGAACGUCGCCCUGCUCGCCGCGGCAGGCGGGCGGCACGCGUGGGACCAGGUGCAGGAGAGCUGGUCGUUUGAGCACCGCCCCGCCGCCGUCACCGCCCUCGUGUACGACGCCAACGGCCUGCCCCUCACCAAUGGACACAAUGUCCGCUCCGCCACCCACACCUUCCACAUCCCGCAGCCGGGCACCUGCCACGGCCUCGCCGGCUACUUUGAGGCUCACCUCUACGGCGACGUCGCCAUGAGCAUCCACCCGGACCCCAUGCGCGGAUCCAAGGACAUGCUCAGCUGGUUCCCCAUCUACUUUCCGUUCAAGGACCCGCUCUACCUGCCGCCCAACUCGGAGCUCGACGUGCACAUGUGGCGCCAGUCGGGCAACGGCCGCGUCUGGUACGAGUGGUGCGCCGAGUCCUUCAUGCCCCUGCCCGGCGACGCGGUGCGCGCGAUCCAGGCCACCGCCAACGCCACGGGGCACAGCACCACGGCCAUCUCGGCGGCCCAGUCCGGUGGCGCCGCCGCGACCUUGGGCGCCGCAGCCGCAGAGGGGCCAAACAACUUUGCAAACGCCCCCGCCACCCCGCGGAUCCCGUCCGGCCCGGCACCGCCGCCCGCCGACGCCACCGCCACCGGCCCCGUCCUGCUCUCGAGUCCGCUCAGCAGCCUGUCGAGCGGAGGUGGCGGCGGCGUCGUCCGCGUAAAGACGGGCAUGACGGCCUUGCACAACCCGGGCGGCCGCAGCUCCUGGAUCGGCCUGUAG
Messenger RNA from Pseudozyma flocculosa PF-1, 2883 nucleotides. RefSeq lists its product as uncharacterized. The coding region runs from base 1 to 2883 and encodes 960 amino acids. NCBI's taxonomy places the organism in Eukaryota, Fungi, Basidiomycota, Ustilaginomycetes, Ustilaginales, Ustilaginaceae. The record is from RefSeq and is a predicted model, not a curated record. The transcript is spliced from 3 exons. Gene Ontology annotation, biological process: regulation of DNA-templated transcription. Gene Ontology annotation, cellular component: nucleus; cytosol.